AUGGUUGAACCAGCCAUCCCUUCCCUUUUGGACACAGACUUGUAUAAGCUCUCGAUGCAAGCGGCAGUGUUCCAACACUUCAAGGAUGUGCCAGUGAAAUACAAAUACACCAACAGAACGCCACAGAUGGUGUUGAACAAAGAAGCCAUUGACUGGUUAAAAGCUCAGAUCGGUCUUUUAGGUGACUUGAGAUUUACCGAGGAUGAAUUGAGGUAUAUGAGGGAGAGCAUCUCGGUGCUUCCAAGCGACUACAUUGCUGCCUUGAAAGAUUUCAAGUUGAACCCUUCAGAGCAAGUAAUUUACGCCAAUGACGAGGGUAACUUUGAGAAUUUUGAGUUGACGGUAUCAGGUUCAUGGUUUGAAACCAUUUUGUACGAGAUCCCCAUCUUGGCGCUUGUGUCUGAGGCUUACUUCAAAUUCGUUGAUACGGAUUGGGACUACGAGGGCCAGGAGGCACUUGCGGCUGAUAAAGGAGAAGCCUUGCUUAACGCUGAAUGUGUGUUUAGUGAGUUUGGUACUAGAAGAAGAAGAUCGUUCAAGACCCAGGAUCUCGUUGUCGAUAGCCUUGUCAAGAUCGCCAAGCUCCUGCCCAAUGGCCGUUUCUUUUCUGGUACAUCCAAUGUCUAUUUGGCCAAAAAAUAUAAGGUUCCUCCAAUUGGAACAGUGGCCCACGAGUGGUUCAUGGGAGUCGCUUCAAUCACUCAAGACUACCUUAAUGCCAACCAGGUCGCCAUGGACUACUGGGUCAAGACUUUCCCCAAUUCAGCUGGCCUUGCUCUUACAGACACUUUCGGCACUGACUCCUACUUGCGGGUUUUUGAAAAGCCUUACACCGACCUUUACGCUGGCGUAAGACAGGACUCUGGAGACCCUGGAUUGUACGCUGAGAAGAUAGCCAACCAUUUCGAAAAAUUGGGAUACCCCAAGAAUUCCAAAACGAUCUGUUUUUCCGACUCCUUGAAUAUUGACAAAUGCAAGAGCUACAAGGCCAAGGGCGAGUCGGUCGGACUCAAGGUGAUUUUCGGCAUCGGCACAUUCUUCACGAACGACUUCAAAAACAAGACGACAAAAGAGAAAUCCCAACCGCUUAAUAUUGUGAUCAAACUUCUAGAGGCCAAUAACCAGCCUUCGAUCAAGAUCAGUGACAACAUCGGCAAAAACAUGGGAGAUCCUGAGGUGGUAAGCAGAGUCAAGCAAGAGCUAGGCUACACUGAGAAUGAGUGGGCAGAGGGAGACGAGGCUCAUAGAUGGUGA
Molecule: messenger RNA, 1254 nt
Organism: Candidozyma duobushaemuli
Lineage: Eukaryota; Fungi; Ascomycota; Pichiomycetes; Serinales; Metschnikowiaceae
Gene: NPT1
Product: nicotinate phosphoribosyltransferase
Exons: 1
Coding region: 1-1254 (417 amino acids)
Biological process (GO): NAD+ biosynthetic process
Molecular function (GO): nicotinate phosphoribosyltransferase activity
Source: RefSeq, a predicted model, not a curated record